Messenger RNA from Solanum pennellii, 648 nucleotides. RefSeq names its product ubiquitin carboxyl-terminal hydrolase 13-like. The record is from RefSeq and is a predicted model, not a curated record. Bases 1 to 648 code for a protein of 215 amino acids. Gene Ontology annotation, molecular function: protein binding. The transcript is spliced from 6 exons. NCBI's taxonomy places the organism in Eukaryota, Viridiplantae, Streptophyta, Magnoliopsida, Solanales, Solanaceae.
AUGUACGCGCAAUUAAUUUCCUUCUCGACACUGGGCAAUGGGGAUAUCAUUUGCUUUCAGAAAUCCCUUCGAAAUCAACACAGUGAACAAUAUCGUUUUCCUGACGUUACUUCAUUUUUGAAAUACGUGCACAAUCGCCAGCUAAUAGGGCAUGAAAAUCUUAUUCCUAUAUCUCAUUUGCCAACUAACGGACCUCAGCUACUCGUCGAAGCGGAAACAACAAGUAUGAUGGAUGUACUGGCAGUGGAAGGUCCAGUAUCAGCCCGAUUUACAUGGACUGUCCACAAUUUCUCAAAGUUGAACUGGAAGAAAUCGUACUCUGAUGCUUUUAACGUAGGAACAUAUCAAUGGAGGAUACUGAUGGCCCCAAAAGGGAACAAUGGAGACCAUUUAUCACUUUAUUUAACAGUGGUAAAUACUGCAGCAUUGCCUUCUGGUUGGAUUAGAUAUACUCAAUUUAGCUUAGCUGUUCUCAAUCAAAUCGAUGACAAAUUCACAGUGAGAAAAGAUACUCAGCUCCAGUUUAAUACAAGAGUGCGCGCAUGGGGUUUCGCAUCAUUCAUGCCUCUUACUGAACUAUAUGAUCCUAGAAGAGGUUAUCUUGUUGAUGAUAAAGUCAUACUUGAAGCUUAUGUUACCCUGCCUUGA